Molecule: messenger RNA, 672 nt
Organism: Diaporthe amygdali
Lineage: Eukaryota; Fungi; Ascomycota; Sordariomycetes; Diaporthales; Diaporthaceae
Product: cutinase
Exons: 3
Coding region: 1-672 (223 amino acids)
Biological process (GO): carbohydrate catabolic process
Cellular component (GO): extracellular region
Molecular function (GO): cutinase activity
Source: RefSeq, a predicted model, not a curated record
AUGUUCUCACUCAAUUCUCUCCUCGUUACCCUCACCCUCACCACCGCCACCUUCUCUUCCCCACUAUCUAUCCCAAGCAUAUCCAGUGUGGUCUCAUCAUCAGGCUCUUCAGGCGGCGACUUCUUAAGUGACACACAGAAUGGGCUUUCCGGGGCCUGCAAGCCCCUAACCAUCAUCUUUGCCCGCGGCUCCGGCGAGACUGGCAACGUCGGCACCGCCACAGGCCCGCCAUUCUUCCAGGCGGUUGCCAAGCGUGUUGGUGCCGCAAACGUUGCGGUGCAAGGCGUGGAAUACGGAGCUGCCUUCUUGAGUGUGUUGAGUGGUGGUGAUGCAGCUGGCAGUGCCAAGAUGGCUCAAUUAGCUCAGCAGGCAUUUUCACAAUGCCCUAACACCAAGGUCAUCUUGUCAGGCUACAGCCAGGGUGGUCAACUUGUCCACAACGCCGCCAAAUUAAUGCCCGCGGACAUCGCAGGCAAGAUUGCUGGAGCUGUAACAUUCGGUGACCCAGACAACGGCCAAUCCUUUACCAAUAUCCCCGCGGCCAACUGCAAGAUAUACUGCAACCCCUUUGACAACAUCUGCCAGAAUGGGUACCUUAUCACAGCGUUCCACUACUCGUACUCGACGCAAUAUGUACCCUCGGCCGCAGACUUUGUGGCAUCAAAGAUGUGA